Molecule: messenger RNA, 2545 nt
Organism: Xiphophorus maculatus (southern platyfish)
Lineage: Eukaryota; Metazoa; Chordata; Actinopteri; Cyprinodontiformes; Poeciliidae
Gene: golph3a
Product: golgi phosphoprotein 3
Exons: 4
Coding region: 189-1070 (293 amino acids)
Biological process (GO): Golgi to plasma membrane protein transport; Golgi vesicle budding; Golgi organization
Cellular component (GO): Golgi cisterna; trans-Golgi network; cytosol
Molecular function (GO): phosphatidylinositol-4-phosphate binding
Source: RefSeq, a predicted model, not a curated record
AUAUUUUGAGACUAUUUUCACUCCAUAGGGAAGUUCCUCAGACGGGUGGCAGACCAGGCUGUUGUUGUCGACUAGGGAAUCUAUAUGUUGUUCCUCUGUGACUGACAGGCUACUGGAUGAACCUUCCACGGUAGAGCAGUCAGUGGUGUGCACUUUCCGCCGUGGUUGAACCAACUCCUCUCCUACUGAUGACUUCAAUGACUCAAAGAAGUUCAGGCCUCGUGCAGAGGCGCACAGAAGCCUCGCGUACCGCUACCGACAAAGAUCGCGAGGUGGGCCGCGAGGAGCCGGAGCCCCGCCGAGGAGAGGAGCUGGAUCAUGACGACAGCGGAGACUCCAAAGAAACACGACUCACCUUAAUGGAAGAAGUAUUGUUGUUAGGACUGAAGGACAGAGAGGGCUACACAUCCUUCUGGAAUGACUGCAUAUCAUCGGGCUUGAGGGCCUGCAUGCUGAUUGAAUUGGCCCUACGAGGACGCCUUCAGCUGGAGCCAUGUGGAGUGAGGAGGAGAGGUCUGCUGUCCAGAAAGGUGCUUUGUAAGUCAGAUGCUCCAACAGGAGAUGUGCUUCUGGAUGAGGCUUUAAAACACAUCAAGGAUACCCAACCCCCAGAGACUGUGCAAAGCUGGAUUGAACUGCUGAGUGGAGAGACAUGGAACCCACUGAAGCUGCAUUAUCAGCUGAGGAAUGUCCGUGAACGACUGGCCAAAAACUUGGUGGAAAAAGGCGUCCUCACAACAGAGAAACAGAACUUCUUGCUUUUUGAUAUGACCACACAUCCCCUCACCAACAACAACAUCAAGCAGCGUCUCAUCAAGAAAGUCCAGGAAGCUGUUCUAGACAAGUGGGUAAAUGACCCUCAUCGAAUGGACAAGCGAUUGGUGGCACUUAUAUUCUUAGCCCAUUCUUCUGAUGUGUUGGAAAAUGCAUUUGCCCCACUACUAGAUGACCAGUAUGACUUGGCCAUGAAAAGAGUGCGACAGCUGCUAGAACUGGAGCCUGAGGCGGAGAGCAUGAAGGCCAACACUAAUGAGAUGUUGUGGGCUGUGGUAGCUGCUUUCACUAAAUGAGACUUGAGAGCAUUGGACACAGUCUCUGGUGGUACGCUCUGUGUACUGUUUGGUACAAAUUGGAGUAAUAAUUCCAAUAAGAGAACUUUACUGGUAGUGUUGAAUGAACUGUAGGAAAUUCUGUCUUACUGGCAUUUUUUUUUCCAGGUAACUUCCUUGUGGACCAAUAAUGUGCACCAAAUCUGAAAUUCCUAUUUCACUUAUCACUUAGGUAAAAAUCUGAACUCAGAAAUAUGAAUGAAAUUGUUUAUGAAACCAAUAUGUUGACUUUUUUGCCUUUUAAUAUGUUAAUCGAACAGUUUGGCAAAUUUAAGAAUACAGUGACUAACUCUGAGAUGAAUGGACAUGUCCAUGUAAGAGCAGUGUAAAAAGUUAUUUGAUAAUGCUGUUGGACCAAACAAUAUUAUGCGGUAAGCAUUCAACAUCUAUGUUGCAUGCUUACCGCAUGCAACAUGGAUGUUGUUCCUGUUGUUUCAUGACAGGAACAAGAAAGCAGACAAUAUGGCAAGAUCCAAACUCAGUGUUCUGUCCUGAUCUCAGUGUACUGGCAAUAAGAAGUUAUUUCAUAUUGGUGUUGCCUCAAACAGUUGCUAGAACUGGAACCUGAGGCAGAAAGUGUGAAGGCCAACACUAAGUCAAUAUAUGUGCUGCUUUUCUUGUUCAUUGUCAGGAGGAACUGUGUUAGAGUACAUAUUGACUCAAAUCCCAGGUCUGACUAAAGUAACGGCUGACCUUCUGGUAGGAAAGAGAUUGUUUAUAUCACCUCAAAAUAGGAAUACCAGAAACAAAAACAACUUUAAUCAGUCACCGCUUUAUAAAUGGUUAAUAUUUUGCAUCUUUAUUGUUUUAGGUACAAUACAGUCUGCAGUCAGCAGAAAUGGAAAAUGCAGUAAGGAAUGAUUAUGUGUAUAAUCUUUUCUGGAUGUAGAAAGUAAACUGUUAUACGGUUAUCCUGCAGACAAAUGAAUUCUUGAUGAUGUCCUUAUCUAUUGUACUGACGACAUGAUCUGGUUCAACUAAUCUUUCAAGUCUUGGCAUGUGUCCAACUGAUAAGUCUGAAGCUUAAUUCUUGAUCAGGACAGGAAUAGAUUUAGCUAGUUGAUGAUUGAUCACAAAGCUUCACUUGAAAAAAAUUACUCAAGUUCCCAAACAUAAAACUACUGUCUUUCUGUACAGCUGUAGCUUAAACAUACUAAUUCAGUAAACCUAGUCUAGUUUUAGACUUGUCUUGGCAAAAUCUAUAAGAUCUUGAGGGGUUAGCUUAGCUAGUGAAAUACUCAGUUCUAACUGGAACAGGGGUUAAUUAUGCAGGGUAUUUGAUGUUCAGAUAAUUCUGACAUGUAACUCAGAUUGGUUUUAUUGUUUGAAAUUGUUUUGUUUGAAACACUUUUCUUUGUUAUAAACGCACAGAGUUGCAGAACUGAAGAUAAUGGAAGAUGUUUUCUUAAUAAAGUUUUUAAUGUGUUUGUCUUGGA